ACUGUGAUGAACACAAGGUCGGUGUGCAGCGAGGGCGCGCGGUGCGGCGUUUGAAUGGGCGGGGUGACGCGACUGCGCGCCCUCGUUGUCUCCGCCAGUCCGCACACCGGCGGCUCCGCUGCCCCACGGUCGACCGCACUCCGUCAAACAACAAUGCUCAAAAACACGCCGUAACUCGAGGAACAUAGCCGCGCUCCGUUUGGCGAUGCUAAAGCACAGGACGGCACUCGUUGCCGUCGGCGACCGUUCCUAAACACAGUUUUAUUUAUGAAUAACACAAAAAUUUAGUAAAGAUAAGACAUCAGGCUCAAUAGAUCAGAAUAGAGUGACGAGAGUGCGGCGUAGGGAGGCGGGGGUCGGUGUCGCGAGGGUCGGGUGAUGGCGCGGCGCGGCGAGGCGACGUCGUCGGGAGCGCGCGGCGCGGCGGCGUCGCGGCGCUGACAUGGGCGGGCGGGCGCGCUGCUCGCUACUGGCGGCGCCCGCAGGCCUUCUGCUACUACUGCUGGGCCUGCUGUGGCCGAGGGGGGUGUGCGGCGGUCACCACGAGAAGCGGUUGUUGCACCAUCUGCUGGACCACUACAACGUGCUGGAGCGCCCUGUGGUCAACGAGAGCGACCCGCUGCAGCUGUCCUUCGGCCUCACGCUCAUGCAGAUCAUUGACGUGGAUGAAAAGAACCAGCUUUUGAUAACAAACAUUUGGCUCAAAUUAGAAUGGAAUGAUAUGAAUUUGAGGUGGAACACUUCAGAUUUCGGCGGAGUUAAAGAUUUAAGAGUACCACCUCACAGACUAUGGAAACCAGAUGUUCUUAUGUACAACAGUGCGGACGAAGGCUUCGACAGCACGUACCCAACCAAUGUUGUGGUGCGGAACAACGGGUCGUGCCUUUACGUCCCACCCGGCAUAUUCAAGAGCACAUGCAAAAUAGACAUCACGUGGUUUCCAUUCGAUGACCAACGCUGCGAAAUGAAGUUUGGCAGUUGGACAUAUGACGGCUAUCAAUUGGAUCUUCAAUUACAAGAUGAAGCGGGUGGGGAUAUAAGCAGUUUUGUCACGAAUGGCGAGUGGGAGUUAAUCGGAGUACCAGGCAAGCGGAACGAAAUCUAUUACAAUUGCUGCCCAGAACCGUACAUAGACAUAACAUUCGCGGUCGUUAUCCGUCGAAAAACGUUAUACUAUUUCUUCAAUCUCAUAGUACCGUGUGUCUUAAUCGCAUCAAUGGCGCUACUCGGGUUCACACUCCCACCGGAUUCUGGAGAAAAGCUAUCUUUAGGUGUCACAAUUCUAUUGUCGUUGACGGUGUUUCUGAACAUGGUGGCCGAAACGAUGCCGGCAACAUCAGACGCUGUGCCUCUGCUCGGUACUUACUUCAACUGCAUCAUGUUCAUGGUCGCCUCUUCCGUGGUCUCCACUAUACUCAUCCUGAAUUAUCACCACAGACAUGCAGACACGCAUGAAAUGAGUGACUGGAUCCGGUGUGUGUUUCUGUACUGGUUGCCUUGGAUCCUGCGCAUGUCAAGGCCGGGUUCGGCGACGACGCCGCCGCCGGCUCGAGCGCCCCCCCCUCCCGACCUGGAGCUACGUGAGCGCUCCUCCAAGUCACUCCUCGCUAACGUGCUCGACAUCGACGACGACUUCCGGCACGCGCAAUCGCAGCAGCCGCCCUGCUGCCGCUACUACAGGUCCCUCGACGAUCUACACGAACACUACUCGCCGGGGGGCGAAGAAAAUGGAGCAGGCUUAGCGGCGCACAGCUGUUUCGGUGUCGACUACGAGCUGUCGCUCAUAUUGAAAGAAAUCCGAGUCAUCACAGAUCAGAUGCGCAAAGAUGACGAAGAUGCGGACAUAUCGCGCGACUGGAAAUUUGCCGCCAUGGUCGUGGACAGACUGUGCCUUAUUAUCUUUACCCUGUUCACAAUCAUCGCCACGCUAGCCGUGCUGCUGUCCGCGCCGCACAUCAUGGUGUCGUAGCGACCCGCCCGCCUGCGGAUACGCAUGCGAAACGUUCUGUGAUACCACGAAUACACGUUAAGUUGUGAUGAGCGAACGGCGCGGACGCUGAGGACGCCGCAUCACCGCCGGCCUCGUCGCCCGCGCUCCCAUCUAGAAAAUAAGUUACCGCCGACUGCCAUUCUUCUAUACUCAAAUCAAACGUUUUCUUGUCUUGAUCCCUUCAAAUCCUCAUCGACUCUAGGUCUUCUUGGGAGUCGUGACCAACGGUCGUCACGUUUACCUAAUAGAACAGAACUUCUAUUAAUGACAUUCAAUAGUAGUCUUUUUUACUACGGAAACUUAAGAUUUUUGAGAGAAUUGAUGAUCGGGCACAUAGCGGACCAUGGUAUGCGAAUUCAUUAUAAUUAAUCGGAAUAAAGGUCGGCUGUCAGUUUAUUGAAUGAACCGAAAACGAAAUUUUCGAAAUCAAUGAAAGCACAAAUAACGUCUUCCUUCAAACUGUUGAACAAUCUUUUUCGCAUAUUGAAAUAAUAUUUGUUAGUAUAUCUUCGAUCAGUUUCAACUUUGAAACAGCUCUUUUUUCUUCCUGUGCGAUUCCGUGAAUCGUGAUUAUGAUCCCUGAGUUUAUUUUCAGAAGUAUUUGUGUCAUUAGCUAGUGUAGAACUUUACAAACAAUGUUGAUUCAAUUGGUACUGGUUGUGAUAUGCCUCGUUGUGAACGGGUGGAUGUUGUUGUUAAUGGUAAAAUAUCCAAAGUUAUAGCUUAAUUAAAAGUUCGUUAAAAAGUUGUAGUUAAACAAAAUAUUAUUUAAUAAAGACAUACUUGUGUCUUUCGAAACAACUUUUACAAGUCACCUUAUAAAAUAGUUAUAACAAGUUUGUACUGAAUUACAUUAAACAACAGCGAUUCAUUAUGCAUUAAUAGCGGUUUUUUUUAACUUGCCCCCUCUUAUGUAAAAAUUGAAAUAAGGUUUACCGUUCUAUGAAUACCCAAAAUUUAUUCUAAACAGUAUUUACAGAGAAUCAAUCGAUCAAUUAAAGGCAAACGGUUCCAUAAAUUGAAAAAAAAAAAAAACCUUUUCCUGUUCCAUUUACAAACGAUGGUAAUACUUGUUUAUAAUUAAUUUAUACAACAUGAAUCAACACAAUUUACAUGUAUGAUAAAAUUAUAUUGACAUAUUUUAUCUUCCACCGUUCAUCAGUUACCUUAUUCCAAAAAAAAUUACAAUUAAUAACGAUUUAUACAUUUUGUUUGCGUAAAAUAAUUAUGUUUCAAGUUCGUGCGAAAUGACUUCUGCACAACAUUGUAAACCUCCCAAAAGGACAACGUCCAACGAGACAAAUGCGCGGAUACAUUAAGUGAAAUGCUGUAUCCUCGCAAGGUUUCCUCAUGUUUUCCUUUUUUGAGGUAACAAAGUAAUCUGUGGCGCUCUAACUAGGAAGUUGCGGAACGACAAGGAUUACGUGACAAUGUUUGUAUUCGUUUUUUUGUAUCGUUUUCAUUAUCUCACUAACAAGUUGAUAGCGGUUGUGUGACGACCCUGACGGGGGGUGCCGCCGUGAUGGUCACCGUUUCCGAUAAAUUUCAUGAAAAAACUCGAACGCGGAACCUUUCCGUCGACAAUGGACGAUAUUUGUUAAAUCGUCCUAGAGUUUUGUUAAAUUGUUAAUUUAAUGCUCUGAACGCCGAAGUUUCUUUAUUAAAUAUAAACGAAUG
Molecule: messenger RNA, 3667 nt
Organism: Bombyx mandarina (wild silkworm)
Lineage: Eukaryota; Metazoa; Arthropoda; Insecta; Lepidoptera; Bombycidae
Gene: nAChRalpha7
Product: nicotinic Acetylcholine Receptor alpha7
Biological process (GO): monoatomic ion transmembrane transport
Cellular component (GO): postsynaptic membrane
Molecular function (GO): acetylcholine-gated monoatomic cation-selective channel activity; transmembrane signaling receptor activity
Source: RefSeq, a predicted model, not a curated record